AUGCAGGAGGAGGAUUUCCACAUCUUCCUGGAUCACUUUAAGAAUACAAAGCUACAGCCCCUUGAUCGUAGCGUUUAUGGUCCAUUCAAGAAGUUGAUCAACACAGCCAGUGAUGCAUGGAUGAGAAUGAAUCCUGGAAAAACAAUGACAAUCUAUGACAUCCCAAGCCUGGAGUGUGACUAUGCACCAUCACAGGUCACAGAUCGCCCUGAACCAUCUGCCUCUCUGGCCUCCACCUCAGCUGACCAGCCAGCCCAAGAUUCCACCUCAGCUGAAGCAGCCCAAGCCUCUUUUUCAGUUGACCAGGCAGGUCAAGCCUUUUCUCAGACUCAGCCAGACUGCUCAACUCAAGCUGCUCAAAAAGGCUGUGAACAGUUCCAUGGUAUGGGCUCUAUGUAUUGUCAUGUUGCUGCAGCCAUCAUUCUCACCUAUGGUGUCACCAACUGGCAGAGCUUUGUAGAGCUUGAAGACAGCUUUCUAUCUCUCACAGACUCAACCAACAGUGACAGCAUAUUUGCCAUUGUGGGCAACAAAGCAGACCUCACUGACCUUUGGGCCCAGGUUGUGACCCCAGUCAGAGCGCUAGAGGGCACCCGCCCCCAAGCAGAGAAGAUGUGCUUCAAGACGAGCGCCAAGACUGGCUAUAAUGUAGAUGUGUUGUUCGAGACACUCUUUGAUCUGGUGUUGCCAUCCAUUAUUCAGAAACACUCACAAAAUGAGUCACCCGCUCUUUGUUUGGAGGACUACAAUGAAGAGGAUAAGAGAAAAGGUGAAUAUUUGCUGAUGAAUGGAUUCAUAUACAUUGCACUGUGGACACUGUUACAGAACUGUUUACAAUAACUACAUAAUUUUUGGCUCAUAUCUUAUUCGCUUUGUGUUUGAUUAUAUGUUUAAAAUAUUAUUUUUCACAAAUAUAGCACAGACAUUGAACCUAAGUUGUUCAUGUGACUAAACGGUCAUCCUUUGUACAAAUGUCAAAGAUAAACAAAUAUCACAGUGUUUACAGGACCAACCAUCUUUUUAAUUUGUUUUUUACCUUUUUAGUUUUAUACUGUAAUCACAUCAUGAAAAUGAGUGCAUGUGAUUUUUAUGGUUUAAUGUUUGUGUAUUGUCAUUUAAUAAAGGUCAACAAAUAAUUUUCCGUCACUCAGCAGCAAGGAAUGUUUUAUGUUUGUUUACAGAUUUUUGUAAUUGGUUCUUUUUUAAUCUGCUGUUAUUUGCAAUUCCUAGCACUCAUUCAUUACUAGGCCAUGCUUUUGUUUUUUGCACAAAUUUACUACAAAGUCUCACCACUAGAUGUCAUUACACUUUGAGAAAAAGCUUCCCUUAAAAGUACAGCAUGUUUUUGUACAAGGUGUGAGCUCUGAAGAAAACCUCUGUAGAUGAGGCAGCGCCAUUUGCAGAACACAAUCCAUAUGAACCAUACACGCUCAUUGGAAUGUAUAUUAUGACACUAAAUAGUUGAUUAGUUUUAACCACUGCCGACAAGAACAUAGUUUAAAAAAAAAAUUAAAAAAUUUGUUUCUGUUUCCUGUAUGUAGUUCUAAAGUUACACAUCAAGUUAAAGACCAGCA
This is a messenger RNA of Myxocyprinus asiaticus (Chinese sucker), 1574 nucleotides long. RefSeq lists its product as uncharacterized. Gene Ontology annotation, biological process: intracellular protein transport. The transcript is spliced from 4 exons. The record is from RefSeq and is a predicted model, not a curated record. Gene Ontology annotation, molecular function: GTPase activity; GTP binding. Lineage: Eukaryota; Metazoa; Chordata; Actinopteri; Cypriniformes; Catostomidae. Gene Ontology annotation, cellular component: endomembrane system. The coding region runs from base 1 to 840 and encodes 279 amino acids.